CAUUCAUUUGCAUUAAAGCUGCCCAAGCAUCGCGCCUGCCAAUACCUAGACGCCCAGCGCUAGCCCGACGGUUUCGAGGCUGCCCGCGAUCCAGUAGAUGGGCUGCUGACAACACCAGCCAGAGAACCACCCAGAAGAGGGGCUGCCGACAACACUAGCUGCCCCGAACCAGUGAGGGCAGCACAGGCAAAAUGGACGACGAGCCCCCGCGGCACAGCCCGAGCAGAGACGACGAGGCCGCCGUCCAGCGCCUGCUCGAAAAGGUGCUCACGGAAACGCUGUUGUACCGACCCGAGCGGCCGCUCGAAUUUGUUGUGCAGUACCUCGACGAGCUUUGUGGGAGUACGACAGAAACGACGAAGGCCUUCCGGAGGCUCGUGGCGGCACAAAGGUCGCCGGACCAGUUUCUGGACGAAUGCGCGAGUGUCUACGCGGCGAUGGCCGCUAGCUGUGUGGAAAUCAACCAGUGCGUCGGGUGCACCCGAUAAUUCUUCAUUAAGUCAUUUCUCGGCGAUGAAUUGACUAUAGCUGUUUCCCCAUUUCUCGGCGAUGACGUGGCCGCGCUGGCUCCGUCGAGCGGUGAGGAACCGGCAUCGCCACGCCAUCGAGCAGGCGCCGCGUCGAUGGCGUGGAGAUCGACGCGGCGAUUCAGGACGAACACGCCGUAAAUUUGAUUUCCACACAGGCCGCUACUUCUCUGCAAUCACCGUACUGCGGCCGCGACGAUUGCGCGCGCUUGGCGAAGGCGUGCGCCGUCGACAUGCCCGAGCACAUCUCCGACAUGCUCGUCGAGCGCAUUUCUGAAAGUUGUGGUGUUAUUGUUGAUUUCGAGCAGUUCUCGGCCAUCGCGCGCGUCUGCGUCGAUUGUAGGGGAGUGACGCGGGAUUGUAGGGACGCGUGGCACUUAUUGGAGCCGGGGCGGCCCGACGCGGUCGUCGAGAGAGAGGAUCUGUUGAGGAUCGCUCCCCAAUUGGCUCUACCGAACCGGAGCUCCUUCAGUCUCGAGGACGUCCUCGAGGCCGUCGUGGAAACAGUGGAAAUCGAUACGACCCCCGGAGAAGACGUCGGGACCUACGACUCCUUCCUUAGGAAAAGUGUAACUUAG
Pelagomonas calceolata is the source of this 1105-nucleotide messenger RNA. The record is from the annotation of a GenBank genome assembly. Lineage: Eukaryota; Pelagophyceae; Pelagomonadales; Pelagomonadaceae.